AUGGUGUCUCUAAGUUUUAGUUCCUUUAUGUUUGUUAUGCUUCUCUUCAUUUUUCUUACUAUAAAGGAUACAAUUGUUCAUACUGAUGACCAAGCUAAACAAAUAGUCCAUGAGGCUGAAAUUGACAACAUCAGGGAUCUAAGGAGUCAUCUGAGUGUGAAGAAGGAAGUUUUAGAUGGUGUACCGGCAGCUGCUGAAUUCAGUAAUGUAAAAAUGGGAGGAAGAAAAAUGAUGAUUGAGAAAAAGGAAGACAUGAAGGAAGUGAAGAAAGCUGAAUCAUCAGGAAACUACGAUAGGCAUCUUGGUCACGACUCACGAAAGAACGUACAUCAUCAGGACAAUGAGAGGGAUUCGAUGAAUUCAGCAAGUACAGACAACUCGAAGAACGAUGAUCAAUCUGAUGAUAAUGGAUCAUUUGAGAAUCUUGAAUCAGAGAAUUUUCAGGAUGAUGCGACUGAGUUUUUCACCAUGAAAGACUAUGUUGGAAGGCCAAGACGCAAGCCCGGUCACAAAACCCCGAUCAACAAUUCCCAGCCUCUCCACACAUCAAAUCCUUAA
Solanum verrucosum is the source of this 558-nucleotide messenger RNA. RefSeq lists its product as uncharacterized. Gene Ontology annotation, molecular function: growth factor activity. The record is from RefSeq and is a predicted model, not a curated record. Bases 1 to 558 code for a protein of 185 amino acids. Lineage: Eukaryota; Viridiplantae; Streptophyta; Magnoliopsida; Solanales; Solanaceae. The transcript has 6 exons. Gene Ontology annotation, biological process: regulation of root meristem growth.